Salvelinus fontinalis (brook trout) is the source of this 5431-nucleotide messenger RNA. Its product is annotated as ras-related protein Rab-26-like. Gene Ontology annotation, cellular component: endosome; Golgi apparatus. NCBI's taxonomy places the organism in Eukaryota, Metazoa, Chordata, Actinopteri, Salmoniformes, Salmonidae. Bases 660 to 1427 code for a protein of 255 amino acids. The record is from RefSeq and is a predicted model, not a curated record. The transcript is spliced from 9 exons. Gene Ontology annotation, molecular function: GTP binding; GTPase activity.
AUUGUUUGUUUUAAAAAACGUAUACUGUUUUAGCCUAAACAGCUCAGUAUUGCUCCACUUUACAGAUAGCCGGUGGAUUUAUUUGAAAGGGCAGCGGGCGCUUUCCAUGGUGCUGAAUGGCUGUUAAAAUGCAGCGUUCCUUUGAAAGGGUUUCAUAAUUCCUACAAGCAGCCUGCGAAAUGUUGUCCAGCAGCGCUCAAAACUUCGCUUUUCUUCUCGCUCACCGCACACGCUCGAAAGGUGGAGUUUGUUAGUGCGUUGCUUGAGAACCCCGGCUGCCCGUGGCUAUUGGAAAAGGCUGCUGAAAUCCCAGUCUCCUCAUUGGCAAUGCAAAAGCAGGAGGGACCGGAACAAGAAGAGCGCAAGUCACCUGUGUUUCGUGAGGUAGCCUAGCAGUGUGGUUUUUGCUCUACAGAGAGAAGACGCAAUUCAAACCGUUCACUCGUUGUAUUGUGACAUGAGAAAAGUGUCGCUAGCCAUGAUUUCAACGUGCAGGUGAAACCGGAAAGGGUGUUUUUUGUUUCAGUCCAACUGCACAACUUCUAAAACAAAAACCAAUAAUUCAUCUUGUUUAUCGUGCGCGAGCGCUCAAAUAUUUCGCGCCACUCUCUCAAACGUCACACUUCCUCAAAAACUCUAAACUGUUUGGAGUGAAAAAAAUGUCCCGCAAAAAGGCGGGUAAGUGCAAAAACGGCAACAGCAGCCCGAUGACAGGCAGCCCCACCGGAAAACAGAACGGGAAAACUGGGAAGAGCACCGCAGGGACGGGGAGCGUGGUGCAGGCGAACGGUAUGGUUCAUCCGAGCAGACCCUCACUCAGCAACAGCAGCGAGUUUUAUGACAUCGCAUUCAAGGUGAUGCUGGUGGGAGACUCCGGGGUGGGGAAGACCUGUCUGCUGGUGCGCUUCAAAGACGGAGCCUUCCUGGCAGGAAGCUUCAUCUCUACUGUGGGCAUCGAUUUCAGGAAUAAAGUGCUGAACAUUGACAGACUGAAGGUGAAACUUCAGAUCUGGGACACAGCUGGACAGGAGCGUUUCCGCAGCGUCACACACGCCUACUACCGUGACGCCAAUGCUCUCCUGCUGCUGUAUGACGUGACCAACAGAACAUCUUUUGACAACAUCAAGGCCUGGCUGACUGAGAUCCAUGAUUACACCCAGCAGGAUGUGGUCCUGAUGCUGCUGGGAAACAAGGCUGAUGCCACGCAGCAGAGGGUGGUGAAGAGAGAGGAUGGAGAGAGGCUGGCCAAGGAGUUUGGGGUUCCAUACAUGGAGACCAGUGCAAAGUCUGGCCUCAAUGUGGAGUUAGCCUUCACUGCUGUGGCCAAAGAGCUGAAGCACAGGUCUAUGAAGGAGCCCAACGAGCCCAAGUUUAAGCUUCAGGACUACGUCAACAAGGAGAUGAAGAGUGCUGGAUGUGCAUGUUAGAUCACUCUCUGUGUGUGUGCGUGUGUGCGUGCUAGCUCGUGUCUUGCUCCACGUCAGAUGUAUUACACUCAUAAAAGAUGAUGUUAUAUGACUACCUGCGGCCUCAGCCUGUGAGAUAGAGAGCCAGUCAUGUGCGAGAUAUACCUACGUCACUAACCACACAGUUUGCCCUUCCUUUGUCCUCUCUAUGCCCUCUGAAAGAAUCCAUUAUGUCCAUAUUCUAAGGUUAUCUGUGAGGCGUCUCUCUCCUCACCUCUCUUCCGUCUCUCUUCACCUCUCUCUUUUCCUCUCCUUUCUCUCUCCUCCUGUUUUCUGGGACCCACUGCUCCACCUCCUUCUGCAUCUGUGAAUGUACUUCAAUAUCCAGCCAUGACUCUUACCCCAUCAGUGCUGUCUGACACUGUUAACCCUACGGCUGUCUGACCCUGUUAACCUACUCUGACCCUGUUAACCCCAUGACUAUCUGACCCUGUCAACCCCAUGACUGUCUGACCCUGUUAACCCUGUGACUGUCUGACCCUGUUAACCCUGUGACUGUCUGACCCUGUUAACCCCAUGACUGUCUGACCCUGUUAACCCUGUGACGGUCUGACCCUGUUAACCCCAUGACUGUCUGACCAUGUUAACCCUAUGACUGUCUGACCAUGUUAACCCCAUGACUGUCUGACCCUAAUAACCCUAUGACUCUCUGACCCUGUUAACCUAGUCUGACCCUGUUAACCCCAUGACUGUCUGACCCUGUUAACCCCAUGACUGUCUGACCCUAUUAACCCUAAGACUGUCUGACCCUGUUAACCCCAUGACUGUCUGACCCUGUUAACCCCAUGACUGUCUGACCCUGUUAACCCCAUGACUGUCUGACCCUGUUAACCCCAUGACUGUCUGACCCUGUUAACCCCAUGACUGUCUGACCCUGUUAACCUAGUCUGACCCUGUUAACCCCGUGACUGUCUGACCCUGUUAACCCCAUGACUGUCUCACCCUGUUAACCCCAUGACUGUCUGACCCUGUUAACCCCAUGACUGUCUGACCCUAUUAACCCUAAGACUGUCUGACCCUGUUAACACCAUGACUGUCUGACCCUAUUAACCCUAUGACUGUCUGACCCUAUUAACCCUAUGCCUGUCUGACCCUGUUAACCUAGUCAGACCCUGUUAACCCCAUGACUGUCUGACCCUGUUAACCCCAUGACUGUCUGACCCUGUUAACCCCAUGACUGUCUGACCCUGUUAACCCUAUGACUAUCUGACCCUGUUAACCCCAUGACUGUCUGACCCUGUUAACCCUGUGACUGUCUGACCCUGUUAACCCUGUGACUGUCUGACCCUGUUAACCCCAUGGCUGUCUGACCCUGUUAACCCCAUGACUGUCUGACCCUGUUAACCCUGUGACGGUCUGACCCUGUUAACCCCAUGACUGUCUGACCCUGUUAACCCUAUGACUGUCUGACCAUGUUAACCCUAUGACUGUCUGACCCUGUUAACCCUAUGACUGUCUGACCCUGUUAACCCCAUGACUGUCUGACCCUGUUAACCCCAUGACUGUCUGACCCUGUUAACCCCAUGACUGUCUGACCCUGUUAACCCCAUGACUGUCUGACCCUGUUAACCCCAUGACUGUCUGAACCUGUUAACCCUAUGACUAUCUGACCCUGUUAACCCCAUGACUGUCUGACCAUGACUGUCUGACCCUGUUAACCCCAUGACUGUCUGACCCUGUUAACCCCAUGACUGUCUCACCCUGUUAACCCCAUGACUGUCUGACCCUGUUAACCCCAUGACUGUCUGACCCUAUUAACCCUAAGACUGUCUGACCCUGUUAACACCAUGACUGUCUGACCCUAUUAACCCUAUGACUGUCUGACCCUAUUAACCCUAUGCCUGUCUGACCCUGUUAACCUAGUCAGACCCUGUUAACCCCAUGACUGUCUGACCCUGUUAACCCCAUGACUGUCUGACCCUGUUAACCCCAUGACUGUCUGACCCUGUUAACCCUAUGACUAUCUGACCCUGUUAACCCCAUGACUGUCUGACCCUGUUAACCCUGUGACUGUCUGACCCUGUUAACCCUGUGACUGUCUGACCCUGUUAACCCCAUGGCUGUCUGACCCUGUUAACCCCAUGACUGUCUGACCCUGUUAACCCUGUGACGGUCUGACCCUGUUAACCCCAUGACUGUCUGACCCUGUUAACCCUAUGACUGUCUGACCAUGUUAACCCUAUGACUGUCUGACCCUGUUAACCAUAUGACUGUCUGACCCUGUUAACCCCAUGACUGUCUGACCCUGUUAACCCCAUGACUGUCUGACCCUGUUAACCCCAUGACUGUCUGACCCUGUUAACCCCAUGACUGUCUGACCCUGUUAACCCCAUGACUGUCUGACCCUGUUAACCUAGUCUGACCCUGUUAACCCCAUGACUGUCUGACCCUGUUAACCCCGUGACUGUCUGACCCUGUUAACCCCAUGACUGUCUGACCCUGUUAACCCCAUGACUGUCUGACCCUGUUAACCCCAUAACUGUCUGACCCUGUUAACCCCAUGACUGUCUGACCCUAUUAACCCUAAGACUUUCUGACCCUGUUAACCCCAUGACUGUCUGACCCUAUUAACCCUAUGACUGUCUGACCCUGUUAACCUAGUCGGACCCUGUUAACCCCAUGACUGUCUGACCCUGUUAACCCCAUGACUGUCUGACCCUGUUAACCCCAUGACUGUCUGACCCUGUUAACCCCAUGACUGUCUGACCCUGUUAACCCCAUGACUGUCUGACCCUGUUAACCCCAUGACUGUCUGACCCUGUUAACCCCAUAACUGUCUGACCCUGUUAACCCCAUGACUGUCUGACCCUAUUAACCCUAAGACUUUCUGACCCUGUUAACCCCAUGACUGUCUGACCCUAUUAACCCUAUGACUGUCUGACCCUGUUAACCUAGUCGGACCCUGUUAACCCCAUGACUGUCUGACCCUGUUAACCCCAUGACUGUCUGACCCUGUUAACCCCAUGACUGUCUGACCCUGUUAACCCCAUGACUGUCUGACCCUGUUAACCCCAUGACUGUCUGACCCUGUUAACCCCAUGACUGUCUGACCCUGUUAACCCCAUGGCUGUCUGACCCUGUUAACCCCAUGACUGUCUGACCCUGUUAACCCCGUGACUGUCUGACCCUGUUAACCCCAUGACUGUCUGACCCUGUUAACCCCAUGACUGUCUGACCCUGUUAACCCCAUGACUGUCUGACCCUGUUAACCCCAUGACUGUCUGACCCUGUUAACCCCAUGACUGUCUGACCCUGUUAACCCCAUGACUGUCUGACCCUGUUAACCCCGUGACUGUCUGACCCUGUUAACCUAGUCUGACCCUGUUAACCUAGUCUGACCCUGUUAACCCCGUGACUGUCUGACCCUGUUAACCCCGUGACUGUCUGACCCUGUUAACCCCGUGACUGUCUGACCCUGUUAACCCCGUGACUGUCUGACCCUGUUAACCCCAUGACUGUCUCACCCUGUUAACCCCAUGACUGUCUGACCCUGUUAACCCCAUGACUGUCUGACCCUGUUAACCCCAUGACUGUCUGACCCUAUUAACCCUAAGACUGUCUGACCCUGUUAACCCCAUGACUGUCUGACCCUAUUAACCCUAUGACUGUCUGACCCUGUUAACCCCAUGACUGUCUGACCCUAUUAACCCUAUGACUGUCUGACCCUGUUAACCUAGUCGGACCCUGUUAACCCCAUGACUGUCUGACCCUGUUAACCCCAUGACUGUCUGACCCUGUUAACCCCAUGACUGUCUGACCCUGUUAACCCUAUGACUAUCUGACCCUGUUAACCCCAUGACUGUCUGACCAUGACUGUCUGACCCUGUUAACCCUGUGACUGUCUGACCCUGUUAACCCCAUGGCUGUCUGACCCUGUUAACCCCGUGACUGUCUGACCCUGUUAACCCCGUGACUGUCUGACCCUGUUAACCCCAUGACUGUCUGACCAUGACUGUCAGGGUCAG